CCAAACUUUAGCUAGUAGCUAUACAUGUAGCAUAACAGCUAGGCUAUCAGUAUUAAAAACAAAAGCUGUCGGGAGCCCGUUAUUUUAUUUCUCACCGAUUUCGACCCUAUUAUGGAACUGUAGGCAGAAUUUAUAAACAAAGUGUUUAGGAAUGGUCUGACUGCAGCAGUACCAGUAAAGAUGCACAGCCGUCUGCAGGAGUUGAAGAAGGAAGAGGAGACUCUCCUCAAAAUAAAAGUCAUGCUACAAGACCAGCUGAACAGGCUGAAGUUUGAAGAAGGGGCCUUGAAAUCCAUCAUUAGUGCUCAAACAGAAGAAGGAGCCUCCCAACGCUCUACCCCAGAAAAUGAGGUUCAUUUCAACCUUGAUGACGAGAGCGAGAUCAACCGAACCAAACUGCUACUGAAUGCUGCUGUAGAUUUUGACAUGGAAGAGGAGGAGGAGGAGGAGGAGGAGGAAGAUGAUGAGGAGGAAGAAGAAGAAGAUGAUGAUGAAGAACAGGAUGAUAAUGAGCUUGGGUUUGUGCCUGAGGAAGACGAGGAGGAGGAUGAUUACUGAGAUUCUCAAUAUUUCACAGUGCUUUAGUGUUUGCACCACUGAAGAAGAACCACGCGUAAACGGACGUCUGUUUAUUUGUUCACCUGUUUUUCACUUUUGAAGUUUAAUUUAUUUGGAUGGAGUGAGUAACAGUUACAGUUUAAUGGUGUGUGGUGCUAACAGUACACUCUCCUCUUUGCCUGAUUUAAGGCAUGUCAUCCACAGCACACCAUGUUAGAACUCGUGUCAAAUUUUGUGAGAAAUGUCUCACUGAAAUGCAGUAAGACAGUGUUAUUAGGUGCUUAUAGCUUACUAGACAUAUUGUGCAUUUUGAGGAUUAGCAUUAAAAUGUAUGGCUGGGCCAUAUAAGAAAAUAGUGUGUAUGUGUUGUGUAAGAGAUGAUAAUUGUAAGCACAAAAUAAAAUGUUUUGCAUAGGUU
Molecule: messenger RNA, 976 nt
Organism: Epinephelus lanceolatus (giant grouper)
Lineage: Eukaryota; Metazoa; Chordata; Actinopteri; Perciformes; Serranidae
Gene: snapc5
Product: small nuclear RNA activating complex, polypeptide 5
Biological process (GO): transcription initiation at RNA polymerase III promoter; transcription by RNA polymerase II
Cellular component (GO): nucleus
Source: RefSeq, a predicted model, not a curated record